Helianthus annuus (common sunflower) is the source of this 2786-nucleotide messenger RNA. RefSeq names its product serine/threonine-protein kinase D6PK-like. The transcript is spliced from 4 exons. Gene Ontology annotation, molecular function: protein serine/threonine kinase activity; ATP binding. The coding region runs from base 370 to 2682 and encodes 770 amino acids. Gene Ontology annotation, biological process: protein phosphorylation. The record is from RefSeq and is a predicted model, not a curated record. Lineage: Eukaryota; Viridiplantae; Streptophyta; Magnoliopsida; Asterales; Asteraceae. Gene Ontology annotation, cellular component: plasma membrane; nucleus; cytoplasm.
CGCCUACAUACAUCACACUCAAACAUGGCCUUUCACUCCCCUCACACACACACUAGAUGCUCUCUCUGCACACACACUCACACACACACCAAACCCCCUAAGCUAACCUAGGGUUCCAUUCUCACUUCAACCCUAGAUCUCCAUUCACAUUCACCCCCCCUCUUCUUCAUCCCCUUUCUGUACUUCCAAUCAGAUUCUUCACUCUCAUCUUCAAAGUAUCCACCUUUAUAUCUUCUGGUUCAUUCCACUUUCAUUUUGCCCAAAAAAUACAACUUUUGGUUGAAGAUUUGGGCAUUAGGGCAUUAGGGCAUGUUUCGAUUCUCAAAGUGAUAGCGAGCGAACGAUUAAUACUUGCGUUAAACGUUAUAAAUGGGUUCACUUUACGGUACCCACGAGAUUGUCGAAUUGAAAGAUGAACCGACAUUGAGUGAUUUUCGGAUCGAUAAGGGGAAAAAGGCGAAAGGGUGCAGUCGAUACAUGGAAGACGACAUCAACAAGCUAUUCGAAGGUAUUAGUAUGCGACAUUCGUUUAAUGGUUCAAGUUUCUCCGAUGAAACGUGUGGGGCGACGCCUAGAAAAAACCCGUCGAAGAAGCCGAUGCGGAUGAGUUUAUCGUCUUCGUCGGGAAUCGGGUAUCCGGAGCCCGUUUCGUUAAAACAAGCGUUGCGGGGAUUAUGCAUUUCGCAAGCUUCGGAAAUGGCUGCUGUUAAAAGAUUGUCAAUGCCGUAUAGCAAUAGUCCGCAGUCAACUCCUCGGUUGAAUCUCGAAAAGUCAACGAAAAGCGUCGGGCUUUUGAAGGAGAUGUUGCGUGCACCGGAGUCCGAUAGCCAAUCUUCUAACCAAUCUUCGACCGAACCAGUGCAAGAGAAGAAGAUUAUUUCGAAUUCAAUUCGUUCACCAAUUCGACCCGAAGAUUCAUUGGAUUCGGUCAACUCUGAAGUCAACUCAGUAAGUAAUCGUGACAAGAAUAAUGUUACGCCAAGUAAGUCAACACCGAGAUCACGUUACAAAGGAAAGUCGAUAAGAACGUCACCUCGUGUGGUCAAGACGGUGAAGACGGUGAUUCGGACGAAGAGCGCCGUGAAGAAAAAGUCAAAGCCGGAAUUGACUUCCGCUACUACCGCUUCAAACGCAUCCGUUCCAGCGAAAUCCCAACUGAUAUGCCAAAAAUGCAAUUGUGCGAUAAAAGAUGCGAAAACCGAGUCGAAGAAAGACUCUCGGUCGCUUCUUUCGUCGAGUAGUACGGAAAACGGGAUGAACAGAAAAGUCAACGAUUUGGUCAACUAUGGUAAAACGAUUUCGGUUCUACACAGUAAGAACUCGAAAUACGGAGAUAAAGGCGAAUUCACUCAAAGUUCAAAUAGCAGCAUAUGCGAAUACAGUACGAGUACAAGCAUUAGCGAAGAACGAAAUCUCAGUGGAUGCAUUGUUAUUAAUCGACCGCAUAUGUCGAAAGAUAUGAGGUGGCAGGCGAUUAAUCACACGAUGAAACAAAACGGGUUUCUCGGAUUGAGACAUUUCAAUCUGUUGAAAAAACUUGGGUGUGGGGAUAUCGGUACGGUUUAUCUUGCGGAAUUAGUUGGCACAAAUUACCCUUUUGCCAUUAAAGUUAUGGAUAACGAGUUCUUGGAACGACGGCAGAAGAUGCCGAGAGCGCAUAUGGAACGGGAGAUUUUGAGCAUUUUGGAUCACCCGUUUUUACCUACGCUUUAUGCGCAUUUUGUUUCGGAGAAUUUGUCGUGUUUGGUUAUGGAGUAUUGUCCGGGUGGCGAUUUGCAUGUUCUUAGGCAGAAGCAGCCUGCUAGAUAUUUUCACGAACAAGCGGCACGGUUCUAUGUUGCAGAGGUUCUUCUUGCUCUAGAAUACUUACAUAUGCUCGGAAUCGUAUACCGAGACUUGAAACCCGAAAACAUUUUAGUUCGAGAAGACGGUCACAUCAUGGUCACAGAUUUCGACCUUUCCCUUAGGUGUUCCGUAAACCCAACUCUACUCCAACCCUCUUCGUCGGGCCCACUUGAGCCACCUAGGAUGUCGGGCCCGUGCGCAGGUUCAAGCUGCAUCGACCCAUUUUGCAUCAAACCCACCUGCCAACAAGUCUCAUGCUUCAAGUCUAGACUCUUAUCCGCACCAAAAUCCCGUAAAGCAAAACCCGACUUAACCGCACUAAACCGCUCAUUACCACAGCUCGUGGCCGAGCCAACGGAAGCUCGAUCCAACUCGUUUGUCGGGACCCACGAGUAUCUAGCUCCGGAAAUCAUCAAAGGAGAGGGUCACGGGAGUGCGGUCGAUUGGUGGACUUUCGGUAUAUUUCUUUACGAGCUUUUAUACGGGAGGACACCGUUUAAAGGGCCCGGUAACGACGAGACGUUAGCCAAUGUGAUAUUGGAAAACCUUCGGUUUCCCGAAACGCCGUUGGUUAGUUUUCAAGCGCGGGAUUUGAUCAAAGGGUUAUUAGUAAAAGAGCCCGAAAACCGAUUGGGGUCACAAAGAGGGGCGGCUGAAAUCAAACAACACCCGUUUUUCGAUGGGUUGAAUUGGGCUUUGAUACGGUGUGCGUCUCCGCCCGAGCUGCCCGAACCGUAUGAUGUCACGGUUUCUAAAGCCGCUUCGUUAGAGAAAGCGAAAAAGUAUCUGGAUUACAACGAGUCUUCCGAUGGGCAUCUCGAGUUUGAGUUGUUUUAGUGACAGGGCCCAUAUUUAAUCUGAGAAACUGUACAAGUCAUUGUUAGUUUUGAAAUAUUUAAUCAGGGCUUUUUUAUAAGUUAUUGCAAUGAAAUUUCGACGUA